AGACGUCAAAUGAUUAAUUUUUGCUAAUAUCUAUCUUUGUGCUUAUUGGAUGAAACAAGACGGCUGUCUAAUCGAUUACUUAUUUUUCUCCUUUGAUAUAAUUAACUAAAGUGCAGGAAACAUUUGAUCUGGUGCAGCUUUAAACAUUUGCAUUCGCAGGACUUGUUGCAGUGCCAUUGCGUACAAAAGAUCAAGAUGCCUCGCGUAAACUUCACCAGGACGGAUAGAAUUGCUCAAAUGUCCAAGCAGGAACAGCUUAUCGCUCAGAAACGCCAACAAAUUCUAGAGAAACAGCGCACGUUACAAAUGGCCAAGCAAAUUGUGGCAGAGGCAAACAAAAGUAACACUGCGGCUACAGAAUCUGAGCCAGACAAGUCAGGUGGCUUGAAGUUGCCUUUCAGUAAUGAUGGAUCGUUUUUGGAGAAUUUUAAAAAGUUAAGUGAAAAGUUUGUUAAGACUGAGGAGCAAAAUAAACGAGCGGCAGAUGAAGAAAUAUCUUCCAGUGAUAAAAAAUUCAAAUCAGAAGAAUCUAUAUUGAUUACCAUACCUCCGCCUCCGCCACCACCUCCUGCUCCUACCAUCCCAGCUGCAACGCCUACGUUACCAAUGGAAGUUGCAUAUGCAGCUUAUUACGAUAUAACGCAGCCUCCCCCGAUUAUACCUCCUCUACAACCAGCUCCGUUGCCACCGUCUAUACCGGAUGAAGGUAUAAGUGAGCAACAGGAAGCUGUUGCCAGUGUUGAACCAAACAACCAGCGGGCUGUCGUAGAACAAGUGCCAGAGGUGGGAGCCAAUUGCAAAGUAUUUUCAGAGAAUGAUAAAUUACCAACAACAGUUCAAGAGUUGGUAGAAUUGGUUGCCGAUAUCGGUGAUGUUUAUGAAGAAAAAUUAUGUUCACGUAAAAAUGAAUUGCAUCCAUCGCUUUGGUUCUUGUUUGACAAACAAUCUGAGGCUUACAGAAACUAUCGGCAUAUGAUUGUAGCUAGACUUUUUAAGACAGCUGGUAUAGAACACGCUCUGCCAGCUUCGCAGCCUGUCGAAAAAAUAGAACAUAGCGCAGAUGAUGCUAAGUAUGAUCCGGCAGAUGUUCUUGAUGAUACCAACAUGGAAGAAGACUCGCGUGUCCUGAGCCAGCACGAGCAACUGAACCAAGAUGAACCGAUUCAGAUGCAGCCAAAUUACUAUGGAGAUGAGCGACAUUUUUACGAUGAUAAAUCAACAACGGAAACUGAUUCGGAUACAGAGUAUGUGAGAGAAGCUCGCAAAAGAAAUUUGAAAAAUCUCAAGCGUAAAACAAUGAAUGCCGGUAAUGUGCGAGAGGAAAGCACCACUGAUACAGAGGAUGAUUUUAAUGAAUCGUCGGAAUGCAAGCAAGACAGUCAAAGUGACAGAGCGGCUAAUGCUAGUGGUGGUAGCAGAUGCGGUCGUCAAAAAAAUCGGAAAAAGUCACGUUGGGGUGAUCAGGCUGACGGUACGGAAACUCACGAUUUGGUCUGUGAUAGCAAGGAUGAUGCGGAUGGCUCGCAUCAUAGCGCCAAUGCUACUACUACUACCGAUAGACCUUCCAGUACAUGUGGUUUACAGAUGCAGCAUACCAAUUCGAAGUCGAAUCCGGGCUUCCUCCAAUUUGUGUUUCAAUGCUUUGGUACGGUAGAAGUAAGUCCUGAAAGCUGGAAAAAGGCAGAGGAACAUUUCAAAAUUCGUUUGCUUUAUGAAGAUAUGUCCAACAAGAUUCAGACACAUGAGAAAUUCGUCAGCAACUGUCUGAUGAAUGGUAAUAAUGGAGGGCAACCGGAUGUCGAUGAAGACAGGCGCUUGAAUUCUAACAAAAUGAAAGCGGUUCUAUUGUGGAUUGACGAAAUCACACAGCUUUACGAGCGGAAAAGACUGCCAUUAGAGGACUUUUUGAUGGCAGAUGAGUAUAAAGGUUUUAUAGCUAAAUUCCAAAAUACAUCUGAUCAACAACCAACUUUCGAAGAUUACAAAAAAGUCAAAUUAGACCAAGCGAAAAUAGUUUCUACCAACUCUCGGGGUGAGUACAGUUCAACCGAUUCAGACUGUAACGAGCUGAAAUAUAAAACCGCUCUCCCAUAUGCCGAGCAUGACCAAUCUAUUUCGGUUCCUAACGAAAACGACAAAGCGGCCAGACGUCGAAAGAGCCGUUGGGGCGAUCAAGUAUCGAUUCAAACGGUACAAAAUCCUGCUAUGAUCUCAACGACAGCGUCGACAAGCUAUUCUCAACCCUCAGUAGCUUCCACGUCAAACUGCAAACUGCCGAAUGCUCCGAAGUUAUCCUCUGUAAAUCGUACAGACCCUGCGCUAUUAGCUUACGUUCGGCAAAACUUUGGAACUGUGAAUUUAACAGAAGAAGAUUGGAAAAAAGCAGAAGAUCAUUAUAAAAUUAAUCUGCUGUAUCAGGACAUGCUUAGAAAACGUCAAGAAAUCGAUAGGUUGGCUGCCAGCGGAAAGUUCAAGUAUGAGUACGACUCCGAUGAGGACACAACGGGGGGCACCUGGGAGCACAAACUUCGCUCCCAGGAAAUGGAAGCCACGCAGUUGUGGGCGAAUGAAUUGACAAAAAAGUCCGAAGGGAAACAUCACAUUGGAGAUUUUUUGCCACCGGAAGAGCUCCGUAAGUUCAUGGAAAAAUAUGACGCACAGAAAAACAAUCGACAGCCAAAUCUUAGCGAUUAUAAAGAAUAUAAGCUGAAGGAAGACAACGUUGGAUUCCAGAUGUUGCAGAAACUAGGUUGGAAGGAAGGUCAAGGAUUGGGAGCCGACGGAAGUGGAAUUGUUGACCCAAUUAACAAAGCUUCACAGCGUGAUAAUAAUCAAGGGUUGGGAGUGGCAUCUUCGGAGAAUCCCGAGGUGGAUGAUAAUGAAUAUGACGCUUAUCGUAAGCGGAUGAUGCUUGCCUAUCGGUUUCGGCCCAAUCCAUUGAAUAACCCACGGAGGGCAUAUUAUUGAAACCUCUCAAUUUAUACAGUUGGAGUUUAUUUGUAAUGAGCGCCAACGAAUAUCGUUAAUAUCCAUAGUUAUUUUUCAAAUUAGUGGCAAUUGUAGUGCUCACACAUUUAUUUAAUUUUUAUUCAUUGAUUAAUUGAAUUCCGUGUUUCUGUUUUGCAUAUUGCUCUUGCAAAUAUCGUUCAAAAAUUUUGAUGUGGUCAUUGCUUAUGAUUGAAUAUGCAUCCGUAAAAAAUAAAAAUAGUUAGAUGAAAUAAAUGUUUCAAUUUACC
This is a messenger RNA of Toxorhynchites rutilus septentrionalis, 3236 nucleotides long. Its product is annotated as SURP and G-patch domain-containing protein 1-like. Gene Ontology annotation, biological process: RNA processing. The record is from RefSeq and is a predicted model, not a curated record. The transcript is spliced from 7 exons. Lineage: Eukaryota; Metazoa; Arthropoda; Insecta; Diptera; Culicidae. Gene Ontology annotation, molecular function: RNA binding. Bases 196 to 2967 code for a protein of 923 amino acids. Gene Ontology annotation, cellular component: nucleoplasm.